GUCAGAAAUUCUGCGCAUCCACUUGUUUGCAUUUAAAUUUAAUCUCCAGACUGAGGUCCGCGACUGCUUAAGAGAUUCUUACUCUGAUCUCACACUGACUUUAACGCUUCUAAUCAUGAGUGGAAACGUUGAUUCAACAGAAGUAACCGAGAUAUCAGCUGCGACGGAGGUCCGGAUCAACCUAAGAAACUUUCCAAGCAACUUGUGGCAUUUGGUGACUGAUCCUCAGAUUUGCUCAAUCUGCUGGGAUGACAGUGGGGAAGGAAUCCUGAUUUGUCCAGAGGCCUUCAAAGCUGAAGUGCUAUCUGCAGACAACAAGAAGAUGGUCAAGUAUUUCAGGACGACUAAUUUCAUCAAUUUUGUUCGUCAGCUUAACCUCUAUGGCUUCAGAAAAGUUUGCCCAGAUUACAAGAUCUAUGAAGUGAGCUUCAUACAGCACUACUAUAACCCGAACUUCAAACGGGCCAACCCGGAGCUUCUGGUCAAGCUAAGGAGACUCACACCUGCCAACAGGGCCCAGCUUGCAGCUGGGCAAGAAGUCUCCAACCACCCAAGUCCUUUUCGCCCGAUGCUGAAUGCACCUGACAUCUCUGCUGUGGUCGAGAACCAUUGCUGUAUCCCAGGCUCCAUGGAUUCCUCCCAGCAAGAAGUUGCCUCCUAUGCUCAUUGUGGCUAUUAUCCUGACUACUCAUUUAGCCACCUCCAGUAUGCUGGCCAAGAUCCUAACAUGCAGUCAGCUGAUGUCCAGGACUUCUUAUUUAGCCACCUCCUCUACACUGGCCAGGAACCAGAUCCCAGGACGAGUGACAUGAACCUGGGAAGUGUAUUCGAUGCAGAAGAUGAAAUGCUGCUGCUUUCUUCACUCUGCUCACCAAUGACUUCUUGUGAAAACUGUUAAAAAUCAUUAAUUAUCAUUAAGCCAUUUCUUGAAUUUUUGUGAAUCAUUUAUUUAUUUAUUCAUCCAUCUAUUUAUUUAUUUGUUUGUUUGUUUGUUUGUUUAUUUAAAAAAAAGACAUGAAACAUG
Messenger RNA from Tachysurus fulvidraco (yellow catfish), 1024 nucleotides. RefSeq names its product heat shock factor protein 5-like. The record is from RefSeq and is a predicted model, not a curated record. The coding region runs from base 116 to 898 and encodes 260 amino acids. Gene Ontology annotation, molecular function: DNA-binding transcription factor activity; sequence-specific DNA binding. NCBI's taxonomy places the organism in Eukaryota, Metazoa, Chordata, Actinopteri, Siluriformes, Bagridae. Gene Ontology annotation, biological process: regulation of DNA-templated transcription. The transcript has 5 exons.